This is a messenger RNA of Notolabrus celidotus (New Zealand spotty), 3296 nucleotides long. RefSeq names its product solute carrier family 25 member 35 (gene slc25a35). The transcript has 5 exons. The record is from RefSeq and is a predicted model, not a curated record. Lineage: Eukaryota; Metazoa; Chordata; Actinopteri; Labriformes; Labridae. The coding region runs from base 215 to 1111 and encodes 298 amino acids.
CAUUGAGUCUAUUCAUUUCGUCUGCCAGAAUUCCGAGUCGAGGAGAGGCUCCUGAAGUGCUCACAUGUCUGCGCACUGCUGUACCUCGCGGUGGUACCACUGUGUGAUUGUAUGAGUGUAAAGAAAUGUGGGAGGAGGAAAUUGUGUUAUGAAGGACAGGUCGGACUAGGUACAGGCCUGAGCUCCACAUCUGUCCUGCCGCCGUCACAUUGCGAUGGAUUUCGUGCUGAGCGGAGUGGCGGCGUGCGGCGCGUGUCUGUUCACCAACCCGCUGGAGGUCGUCAAGACGCGGAUGCAGCUGCAAGGCGAGCUCCAGAGUCGGGGGACCUACCAAGUAUACUACCGUAAUGUGUUUCAUGCAUUUUACACUAUCGGUAAAGUGGACGGUCUGGCCGGGUUGCAGAAAGGACUGGCACCAGGGUUGGUGUAUCAGUUCUGUAUGAAUGGAGUCCGACUGGGCUCGUACGCCAUCAUUGAGUCCUCCGGUUACAUCCACACGAAUGGGAGGGUCAACGCGGUCAAAACCACCAUAGCAGGAGCUGUGGCUGGUGUAGUGGGGGCAGUUAUGGGCAGCCCCGUAUAUUUGGUGAAGACUCAUCUGCAGAGUCAAGCUGCCUCCUCUAUAGCAGUUGGACAUCAGUACAAACACCAGGGGAUGAUCCAUGCUCUGGCAGCCAUCUACAGGGAGCAUGGAAUUAUGGGACUGUGGAGGGGCUCCAGUGCUGCAGUACCCAGGGUCAGCGUGGGGUCUGCUGCACAACUCAGCACAUUCUCCUCUGCCAAAGAGCUGGUUACAGACCUACAGUUGUUCAAAAAAGACAGCUGGUUGGUGGCCCUGACUGCCGGGAUGAUCAGCAGCGUUGUGGUGGUUCUGGCGAUGACACCUUUUGAUGUAGUGAGCACACGACUCUACAACCAGCCUGUGGAUCAAUUGGGCAAGGGGCAUCUUUAUAAAGGAUUUACUGACUGCUUUUCUAAGACGCUGAGGAAGGAGGGCUUGUUGGGACUCUACAAAGGCCUGGGAGCCUCUUAUUUCCGGCUCGGCCCGCACACCAUUCUGUCUUUGUUCUUCUGGGAUGAACUGCGCAAACUGCAUCGGCAGCUCAGAUAACACCGGAGAAGAGGAAAUUGGAAAAUGGGUUACUCAUUAAGCUCUGAGUGCACAGGUUAAAUGAGUGUUCAUUUAAUGAGUUUGUUAUUAUGAGGUGAAAGAAAAAACCUCGAGACACUCUUCUUCCUUGAUGGGACAGAGGAAGAACAAAGGUGAUGAUUUACACUCCAUUAUGAAAACACUUGAGUGCUGUUAAAAUGUGUCAGGGAGAAGGAGAAAAAACUGUUACUGUAGCUAGGAGUGCUGACCAAUCUGUUUGUCUUGUCAUAAAUGCACUUCCAUUUGUUCUGGUGCCAUAUGAGACCAAAUAUGAGACCAGCCAAAUAGGAAGAUAGACCUCAUGUACAGUGCAGUCUUUCAGGGAAAAUACAAUUUUCAUCAAGGCUCUUGUAUAGCUCUUUUAACCUUCAGUUAUGCCAUUCCAAGACAUAUAGAAGUAUCUGCAUCUGACACAGCUCCUUAACUUCUGCAGAAAGCAUCAAAUGAGGCCCCCUUUUGGAAAAAAUGAAUGAAUAGUGCCAUCAGCCAAAGCAGUGGCUCUAAUAUAGAAUGAUUUGGGAUUAUUGGCCAGAUUGUAGCUGUACUGUUUUUCAGUAACAGCCAUUGGAUACAGAGUUAUCACAGAACUAGUUCAGGUAAGCGUUUUGUCUGUUAGCUUGAUAUGACAUAGGAAAAAAGAAACCGCUGAUGUCUGAUCUCAUUCUACCCGCAGAUCAAAGUUGUGAAAAUGAGCAGCAGUCUUCUUACAUAAGCAGAAGGUAACGUCAAGUAUACAAUAACAAAAGAAGGAGGAUAUCUGUAGUUGGGGAAUUUUCUGUAUUCAACCUCACCCUCAGUGUAGUAUGUGCUGCUGAUCAUUGAACUACCAGUGAGUCAGUCACGAAAAACUUUUCUGGCCUUAAGUGGAGAAAAAGGGAAAUGUGUUUGAGAAGGGUUAAAGGCAGCUUUUCUAAAAGGCUUCUUUGAAGAAGAACACUCCCAAAGUCAACUUGAAGUCCUUUAAAACUUUCCACUCGUUGGUUGACUUUGUGUUAGCAGCUUCAAAGCAGCCUCUGUGGAAAGUAGAAACAGAGGGAAUGAUAACUGUGGCCUUUUUUUGUUUGUCACAGUUUGAAAAAGUGUCUCAACAACUCCAUAAAAUGACUCCAUGGCCUGUGUGCAGGAGACUCAUGGUUCUGUGAGGUUUAACCCAAGAUGUGAGCCACAUUUGGUGCUUUCUCCAUAUUUUGAAGUGCAUGAUACUCUGCAACGUGUCAGGAAUUUCAUAAUACAAGUUAGGCAUUAGAGAUUUCCGUAGAGCAUUAUCAUUAUGACACAUUGAAUAGUGUGCUUUGAGAAUACUUUUAUCUCUUAACUUCUAUGACAAUACACAGAAGACAAAUGUUAUUUGAGUUUCCUUUUUGAAUAUUUAGUUAAGUUAAUAAGUUAAUAUUAAGUUAAGGUCUCCAUGUAUUGUCAGCACCAUUUUUAUACCGUUGAAUGACACUCGUUUGUACCAUAAACACUGUAUGUAGGUUUGUUGGAGUAAUCCAUAGUCUGUUAAAUUAAGUGAUUUAUUUUGAAAGGUCAGACAGAUUCAAGUAUCAAUCCACUGUCAGAGUGGUAGUGUAUAAAAAAUACUUUUAAUGCUCUUUUUGAGACGUUAGACCAUAAAAAGUUGAAAUAUUUGACCAGAAAAGAUUUCUGUUUAAUAAACCCACCUUGUGUGGUUUUUAUUGUUAAAAUAAAGCCAGCUGAAGAGUAUGCAGCUGUUCAGACACUAAAAAGUAUAAAAAAAAAUAUCAAACUGAUUUGGCUGGUGUCCGCUCCCACUGAUGAUGUCAUGCCAUUAAGAUAAAGCAAAAAAAUGUUACUGCUUACUUUAUGUCAUUUUGGAGCCUUAGGGAAUUUACACUUGAAAGGGAGGUUGAAGACUUAAGAUAAUUUAAAAACAGCAUGUGAAAAUGUUGAAUGUGGCUUUGAUGCUUUGGUUUGAAAAUUACUGAACUCUUCUACAAAUGUGAAGAUCAAAAACCUCAUGACAGAUAUUGUAAUUGUUGAACACUAUUUAUGAAUGUUAAAAACAGCAGAUUGGUCAAGUUUCAUGAAUGUGUUACUUAUGGACGAUCCUUUUAUGGACAGCCAAAAUUUCAGUGCAAUGCGCUAAAAGUGCGAAUAAAUUUUCUGACUUUUUAUCACGAAACAA